AUGGCGCCCGCAGAACCAAACGCAAUCCCAUUUCGCCCAAAGGGCGAGAUACCCUAUUUCGAGGAGGAGAGGGAAGGUUGGAAGGGAUACAUUGAAUGGGAAAAGCACCCCGAGAAGAAGAAGCAGGUGGAGGAGGUACUGAAACAAUAUGACUUUCCCGACCCUCCAGAGUUUCAGUUCGUCCCACUGCCGAAGACCAACCCGAUCUUGACUGGAGAGCGGUUCAAACAAUACCACUAUGCUACAGGGCUCGGCCAUCUCGUCGACAUCAGCUGGCAGUACGUGCUCAAGGAAAAGGCCGCGGACAUGACGCAUGUUCUCCAGUUUCCCUACAACGGAGAACCCCCCCGGAGUAAGUCUGCUGGCGUCCAUCAUCCGUGUCGAGAGAAAAAUGCCUUAUCUAACCAAGAGCUUCGCUACAUCCAGGACCGCCUUGUUUCCACUGAGAUCACCCGCAACGAAGACUUCUUCGUCCGCAACCAUGGCGGUGUUCCCGAAAUCGAUCCUGAGAAGUACUACCUCGAAAUCGAAGGCCUCGUCAAGAACCCCCAGCGCCUCACCCUUAAGGACCUGCAGGACGAAUCGAAAUUCCCUCGCCAGACCAACGUUGUCAGUCUCCAAUGCUCCGGCACUCGCCGCCUUGAACAAAUCCACCAAUAUCCCGGUGAUGGCGACGAGCUCAUCAACGCUCCCUGGGCCGAAGGCGCCAUCGGUGCCGCCCGCUGGACCGGUGUCUCUCUCAAAAAAGUGAUCAAGUAUUGCGGUGGGUUGAAGGAUGACGCCAUGCAUAUCGAGCUUUUCGGUGCCGAUACCUACUUCAAGAAGGGCAAGGUCUACAACUACGUCGUGUCCGUUCCCUGGCGCAAGGUCAAGAUCAACGAAGUGUUACUGGCCUGGGAGAUGAACGGCGAGCCGCUGCCCAAGCUCCACGGUUUCCCCCUCCGCGCGGUCGUCUUCGGCUACAUUGGCGCCAGAAGCUGCAAGUGGCUGUACAAGAUCCGCGGUAUCAAGGACCCGAGCGAGGCGCCCGUCCAGAGAAAGGAGUACCUCUACUAUACGCCCCAGAUCGGCAAGCAGAACGCCUUGUACAGCAACGGCUUCUCGAUCCAGGACAUGCCUGUGUCUUCGGCGAUUAUCUCACCCAAGGACAUGGAUGUCAUCACACACGACGGAAAGGUCAAGCUGAAGGGCUGGGCGUACUCGGGUGGUGGACACUGGCCGAUUCGGGUGGAGGUUAGUCCCGAUGGAGGGGCCAUCUGGUAUGAAGUGCCGACGGAGAAUAUGUCGACUAAGUAUUACUAUGCUUGGCGACUGUGGGAGAUCGAGUUGCCCCUUGAUCCUGAGGGUUGGCUGGAGUUUUGCGUGAGGACGUGGGAUAGCGCGUUGAACACGCAGCCCACAUACGUCAGAUCUGCCUGGAACUGGGAUUUGCACGUUACUUCCUCUUGUCAUCGUAUCAAGAUUUACAGCAUCAACCGCUCAAAGCCGGCUACCGCAGCCCGUCUGAAGGCCUUGGAAGAGAAUGGCUUAUCGAUCACGCCCAUCACGAAACCUUUGGCACUCGAACUCGAGACGGACGAGCAAUACCAGGCGUCUAUGGGAGAGCAACAUGGACGGGAACCUCUUGAGUAA
Molecule: messenger RNA, 1632 nt
Organism: Sordaria macrospora k-hell
Lineage: Eukaryota; Fungi; Ascomycota; Sordariomycetes; Sordariales; Sordariaceae
Source: RefSeq, a predicted model, not a curated record